Molecule: messenger RNA, 5054 nt
Organism: Contarinia nasturtii (swede midge)
Lineage: Eukaryota; Metazoa; Arthropoda; Insecta; Diptera; Cecidomyiidae
Exons: 15
Coding region: 938-4867 (1309 amino acids)
Molecular function (GO): acyltransferase activity, transferring groups other than amino-acyl groups
Source: RefSeq, a predicted model, not a curated record
CAAUUUCAAUUCACUUCGUGGUAACCGAACGAAGACGUAGUGCAUUUUAGAUUGUCCAACUCAUUUCAAAUAUUUAUUUAUUUUCUCUAUACAGUACGGUUGUGCGUUUACUUCUUCUUCUUCUUUUUCAUAUGCGAAUAGGUAGCGCGGGCCACAUAUUUAACUAGUUUUCGCAUUUUCAAAAGCAAUUCCAGUGAGUGAUUUUUGCUUGAGCGCGAGUGCCUCGAAUUCAACUAUCAUUGAAAAUAUGAACGGUAACUGUGCAAAUGGAUACAUAACGCCAACGGAUUGAAAGUAGUGACAAACAAUUCAAAUAACUUUGAUACACAAACUUAAAUGAAAUAAAUAAAAUAACAUAUCAAAAUCACACCAGUGAUAUUGUGCGAAAAAAUCCAAAGAUUUGUUUUAUCCAGUUUUUGUGAGUACAUUGUCUUCGGGUGCUAAACUCCAAAUAGAUAUUAGCCAAUUCCGUCAGCACUUUUGCCAGUUAAAAAAGAGAGAACACCAUCAGCUGAAAAGAAAUGUCGGAAGAAAAAUGCAAUAAAUGAGCAGAAGUGAAAAUAUCUCAAGAAUGGUGAAAAUGUAAAGCAUAAAGUGAAAAUAAUUCUCAAAGCGAAAAAAAAGAGAGCAAGAAAUUGAGUUAAGCAAAAUAUGUGCGUUAUAAAACUGAUAGUUUAUGAAUUGAUGUUGUCCCAUAAAUAAAGUGAAUGAAAAAAAAGGUGUUUGCAUAACCCGAUCGCAUAGUGACGUUCUGUUAAUAGAUUAAACUACGACCAAAACCAAAAAUCAAACUUAAAAGAGCAAAAAGAAAAACUGAGAAGAAAAAGCAUAUACACUCAUGUUUAAUACACCGUUUGAAUAAUAUUUUAUUUUAUUUUUUGUUCAUGUUUGUGCAUGACAACGAAAAGAAACGAAACGCAAUAUUCAACACGGCAAAAUGAUGGCAAAGCAAACAUAUCCAUACAUCCUAGGCUAUGUAAUCACAAUUAUAUUAAUACUUUCCAAUGUUAAAAUUGUUUCUUCAAACGAAAAAAACCAGUAUGCGACGACUACGACGGCGGCGGCGGCAACCACAACAUCAACAGCAACAGCGUUUCCAAAUGCUGCGCUCGAAGUUACUGACGUUUCGGUAGCGAUUUCUUCGACACAACGGUUUCAUGCAGCAACAACGAGUACGGCCCAUGUAUAUCCAAUGUCCAAGAUGACAUUGCACAACACAAGUUCGACAACAUUAGACGAAGAACCGAGCAAACCAAAUGACCAGAAAGAAGUACAUAAACAAGUGGAUCGACCGACGAAUAGCGGCAAAAACAGCAGUAAUCGUAUGCGUAUAAAUAACAACAGCAAUAGUAAUAGUAACGUCGAACAACAGAGACAGAACGAUUAUCUAGUACAACAAGAUGCUGAGAAUCCAAAGCAGCUGUUAUCAUCGAUACACUCGUUGUCAUUGCAAGACGCCGUAGACGUGCAAGCAAAUCUAAGCGAAAAAAAUCAUAAUCAUGCCCAAGUUAUUAUUCAACAGCGUAACGAUGUGCAGUCAACAACGCCACCACUUAUUUACCAUGAUCAAUUUAUGAAUGAAUAUAAAAAGACACCAUCGAACGCAAUCGAAAGUAGUACGGCUAGUAGUGCAGAGGUAUUGCCAGCCAAAGCGAAAACUAACAUCGAAAUGAGAUAUGUUCAACCAAAUGAACACAAUGAACCAUUGGAGCACAACAACGGUGCCAGCAUCAGUCACGGCAGUAGUAGCGGCCGCACCGUCAGUGGCAACAGAAGAAGUGAGAUUGGCACAAACGAUGAUAAUAACAACGAUGAUUCACGUAAAAGUGAUGAAAUUACAUCAAUGCCCAUGAAAAUUGUACGUGAUAAUGUCAAUGUUGCUUCCGAUGCUGUUUCCCGUCUAAAUAGCGAAGAAAGCGAUGGCGCAACGAAAGUGAAUAAAACAUUUGCCUUCGACAACAGUAAAUUGUUGAGUACUGAUAAUAAUAAUAAUAAUAAUAAGUAUCAACGAAGAGAGCAUCGUGACGAUGGCAUUGACGAUGAUGAUUCGUUCUCGCUUGAGGAAUCCAGUCAUCUAAAAUUCAAUGAAAGAAGUCGAUAUUUGGAAACGGAUUUAGAUGAAUUUGACAAUGAUGAACCAGAGCAAAGUGAUGUCAAUGUCAACGAUCAACUCGAAUGGCCUAGUGAUAAAUUUGAAGAACUAACGCUUGACGACAUUGAUGAUAUGAACAAAAAAUCCACCAACAUUCAUGCACGUAGUUGGACAAAAGAUGAUUCGAUGGAUUCAUUGCAGGAAUCAAUCACACCGAGAACAGCCACUGCACAGCAAAAUAUUCUCAAAAUUUCCAAAUCAAAUAAAUCAAAGUCAAUAAAGCGUUUGGCAGUUGGCAGCGCUACAGUUUCUGAUGCAGCACCACCACCACAAUUACCACAGGCUUUGCUCGAAAUACGCCUGAAUAAAUCACCGCCAAUGUCACCACCAAACGAAAAGCAAUUUAUCAAGUCGCAGAGUUUUCGUUUUAUUACAAAUUUAUACGAUCAAUACGAAUGGGAUGCGGAUGAAUUGCGAAAGGUAUUGAGCCCAAGGUGUGCCAGCGAUAUGUAUGUGUACUUGGAUGCUCUGAUCAAAGGAAAAAUUUGGGCAGCCAAAGCAAGUGAUGCAUCGGGAAGAUAUCGUGGACAGUUUAUGUUCGACAAUAAUCAUUGGUUGGGUUCGAUUUUAGAAUGCGAUGGACUGGCAAAAAUCGAUGAAAUGGAAGUUAGUUUUUUCGUCGCUACAACAUUGGUUGCUAGCCCUGAACCAUUGAUUGAGAAACAUAUUUUACGUGUGGGCCAAUGUCUGCCUGCUAUUUGUACAACCGAAGACGUUAGGUCAAUUUUGGAUGCCGAUCCAUGGGCUCGGAAAUUUAUGGACAAUUUUGUGAAUGCAACAACCGAACAAGGUCGUGCCGAUAUAAGCGUUCUAGGUGUUCGACGGGUACCAGGAGACUACAGUGCGUGGAAAGAUCGUCAAUUUUAUAUGGUUAUUUUCAUUUGCAUAACAUUCGUUGGGCUAACAGUUUGGGCAACAAUUUACGAGAUUUCAUUAUCGAAUAUGCGACGAGAAAUGGAUGAUGAAAAUGUUUUACCAUCACGACAAGCCAUACAUCCGAUUCACAUAACAAAAGCACCAAAAACCAAUGGACAACAACAACAACAGCAACGCAUUUAUUCGUACGAAAACGCAACCAUCGGCUUAGAAAACACCGAACCAACAUUAAAAAUAGACAAAAUUCACACAAACAACAUUAUAAAUGGAUGCACAUUAGAAUUGCAUCCGAUUUCGAUUGAACAUAACAAUGGAAACCAUCUGGCAAACAAUAAUCGAACGGCUCUCUAUCGAUUGAACACUCAAUACAACAAUAACAAUGCCAAUAACAUCAACAAUAACCAUCAUGCUGGCAAUAAUGAUGAUGCAAACGAUAGCAAUCAUUUGAAACGGGGACUUAAGCACAGCCGAAACGGAUCAACGACAACAACAUAUACCACGAAAACAAUGCGAACACACGAACAAAACCAUUUAAGUAUACCACAACAAUUGUUGCUGAGCUUUGCACUGCCCACAAAUAUUAAGACAAUUCUAUCGACGAAAAAACUCCCGCAGGAUUCAAUUGGUUGCAUUCACGGACUGCGAGUUUUUUCAAUGAUGUGGACUAUAUUGGUGCAUACUUAUUUACAACUGUAUGCUGUAUCGGAAAAUCGGUACACCAAAAUAUUACAAGAGAAAACGUUCUGGUUCCAAAUUUUAGGGAAUGCAAGUUACACAGUCGACACGUUCUUUUUCAUAAGUGGUUUUCUGGUGACACUUCUCUUUUUGCGCACCAAAACCACAACAAAAACUUCAUCCGAGGGUCAUUUCAUCAGUUUCGUAGCGGAAGCCAAACAAAGUUUUUUGUUAGUGCUUUAUCGAUAUAUACGGUUGACACCAGUUUAUUUUAUGGUGAUCAUCAUCAAUGCGGUCACACUCAAGUAUGUUUAUAACAAAGCAGUAUUCACACCGGGCCUUCCUGAUCACAUCACAUGUCCAAACUAUUGGUGGCGCAACAUUUUAUACAUUCAAACAUGGUUCCCGUUCACGCAAUUGUGUAUGCUCUGGGCAUGGUAUUUGGCAGAUGAUAUGCAAUUCUAUAUUUGGGCCAUUGUCAUUCUCAUUCUAUCACGACGAUAUGGGCGAACAGCUGUUGCCUUAAUCGUAACAUUUUUGCUCGCCUCAUGGGUUGUAUCGGCGCUGGUCUCAUUACAUUUCAAUUACACGCAUAAAGUUGCGGAGCCGCUUGAAUCGUUUGGAUACUUGUACGAGAAACCAUGGACGCGACUUGGACCGUACGUGAUGGGUAUGAUUGCUGGAUAUAUACUUAAUCGCUAUAAAUCUGCACCGCCGGCUAUAACUCCGUUUAUCAACAUUGUGCUGUGGACGAUGUCAUUGAGCGUCAUGUUGUUGCUUGUAUUUGGCGUGUGGAAUGGCACACUAAAUCUUCUAUGGACCGCUCUUUAUGUUAGUUUAGGUCAUUCAGCCUGGGGUAUGGCGCUAAUUUGGAUUGUAUUAUCGUGCAAAUGGGGAUUGGGCAAACCAAUCGAUAGUCUGUUAUCACUUCGAGCAUUGUUGCCAUUAAGUCGGCUCACAUACUGUGCGUACUUGGUUCAUCCUGUAACACAAAUAUCGGUAUCACUAGACCUCAAAGGACCAAUUCACAUUGACCAUGCAAUAGUAUUUACCAUAUUCUUAGGAAAUGUCGUCAUCGCUUAUUGGGUGGCUCUAAUCUUGGCACUAUUAUUUGAAGCACCCAUUGUGCGACUCCUAAAAAUACUCUUCUCGAAACAACAGUAAUUUAUAUUUAGGUUACAUUAGAUCCACAUUAUUUUAUAUAACCUUUUAACAUAAUUAUGAAUGGGUGUCAUUGUUUUAGUAUUAGGAGAAAAAGAGAAGAAGAAGAUUAUGAUGAUGUUGAUAAUGUAUGUUUAAAACUGCAUUUUAUUUUGUAUGAUGAUGUAAAUAAAUUACACGGCAACAUUGU